GGUCCUCGGAUGCCCCCAUCCCCACCCCCACCUCCCCCAUCCCGCGUCUCGACGGACCAAACGCUGCUGCAGCCGCAUCACCGGCAGCCUCCAAACUGCGUUUUCCCUGCCGUGAUGGAUAAACCGGUGAGCUGCUAUCAGAAGACCGCUGUACUGUGAGGAGGACCGACGAACAAUGACUGCGGCGGAACCGUGUCAUACAGCCAAGGGAUAAAAAAGGCAGUUAUAUUUCUAGUGAUGUUAUAGGACCGUGUUGUUUGCCUUCCCGACAGAUAAACCCUCGGGUGACUGUGAUAUUACGGCCGAGAUGAAGAGCUGGAUAACUAUUCCUGUGUGACCGGCAACGAACCGCUGCUGUUCACAAUAACAUGAAAAAGGAUGAGCUCCUCAGGUCUGUAAGCCCCUGCUGAUUGGAGACAUGUUUUAAGGGCGACAUCCCGGCCACCAUGAAAGGGUUAGGAGCCAACCGCAAUCGUCACCUGUCCGACUCAUGUGAAUCAGCGGGAUGCCCACAGAAGCCUCUCUGUCCUUUGGCCUCCGACCCUCAUGGCUCUUUUCUACUGAGCCCCACUAUAAACCACUAUGGCACUUUGGACCCCCAUCUCCACCAGUGCCCCCCCACCAGCUCCACCACCCUGACCCCAGACUGCCUGCUGCCUUUCAGCCAAAUGUCCAGCAGUAGCACCUUCCCUCGUCUGCACUUCACCUCCCAGACUGACCAGGUUGACUGCCCCCAGGGCUGUAUGGCUGGGGGUGGUGGAGUUGGGCAGGGCAGCAGGGCAGGUACACUAUCCACCUCUUUGUCUAUGGGUAUGGGCUUGGGUCUGGGCCUUACUGGUGCUCCUAUAAUCACCAGUGGAUCAGCCACCAUCUCCUCUGCAGCAGCAGCCAAAAUGAAUCGGUUACCUUCCAACCUUUUGGAUCAGCUGGAGAGGCACCUACCCCUGCAGCGUGAUGGCUUCAGUACUCUGCAGUUCCACAGAGGACGCAUGUCGAAGCAACGCAGUGAGAGUCCAGGCCGCAUACGCCACCUGAUGCACUCUGUUCAGAAGCUAUUUGCCAAGUCCCAGUCCCUGGAAAACUCUGCAAUUAAAGGCAGCUUAAAUGGACGCUCUGCUGGAGGAAUGACUGGCACCACAGGUGCUGGUGAGGAUGGUGGUAGACCAACCCGCAGGAGCAAGAGUAAAGACAGGGCUAAAACUGAGGGGCCUAAGCAGAGACCUAGGCCUAAUACAAUAGGCCUCUGGAGCUCAGAAGAUGCCCUGGACAAUGACACUACCAAAGCUGGCACUAUAGCUGUAGGAUACCGCAACCCACUGAGCAUGAUGACUCUUGGCAGAGCGGUGUCAGACAGUCAGGCUGCUCCCCGACAUAUUUCACAGGGCUACAACACCAUCUCUGCACAUACUCUCAAGACUUUGAAAAGCAGCAGUGACCUCAAGUUCCUGGCAUGCCCAGCUGCACAGGUAGGAUCCAAGGAAGAGGAAGGAAGAACUAAGGAAAGCAAGGAUGAUACAUUGGUGAAGAGGGGCUCCUGGUCCACUCUUACUCUUAGCCAAGCCAGACAAGUGUUGCAGAAGGGCUCUGCUACAGUCAACAGGACCCUGCUUAAAUCAAAGUCAUGCCACCAAGACCUGGCACAGCAGUUCCUUCAGGUCCCAGUGGGGGACUGGGCAGGAACUCUGGGUCGUGGCCGGGCCAGAGGAACUGAGAUCCCCUGUCGAAGGAUGCGCAGUGGCAGCUAUGUGAAAGCUAUGGGAGACUUAGGAGACAGCGAAGACUCAGAGGGCAGCCCCAAGCCUUCCCCUAAAUCUGCAGCUCGUCGCCAGAGCUACCUGAAAGCCACCCAGCAGUCCCUGAGUGAGCAACAGCCAUCACCACCUUCACGCAACUCCCUGCCAUCCCUUAAAGAACUGUCGACUAAUCGAAGUCUUGACAACUUAGACUGUCUGGUGAGCCCAUUGGAGGACUCUGCACACCAUAGGAACAGUGAUUUCAGUCAGUGCUCUAGCAUACUGGGCAGAGGCUCAGGCACUCAGGUAUGCGGGCAGGGUUGGGGACACUCCUUACCGUACUGUGAGAGAGAAUCGCAGGCAGUGGAGGCUCUGGAUCUGCCUGCGCCUAGGUGCUUCCGGUCACGCAGCCACAGCUACCUGCGGGCCAUCCAGGCGGGUUGUUCCCAGGAUGAAGAUACAGCCUCUGUGGACUCAGAGUCCCCACCACCCACCACUACAGGCUACAGCGCAGAUACCACAGUCAGCAAUAGGAAGGCUCCUCCUCCUGUCCCACCCCGCACCCCCUCCAAGCCCCUCAUCUCAGUGACGCUGCAGAGUAGCACCGAGUCAGCCCAAGACACAUACCUUGACCAACAGGACCACGGCAGUGAGGCCAACAGCAGCAACUCCUCUGACAGUCUGUGUAGCAUACGCACGGGCAGCCUGGCUAAAGGGACCCAGCCUCCACUUGCUGCUGUUCUUGCUGUGAACCCUGCACCCACUGGAGGCUCUGCACCUCCUGUUCCAGCCCCUCGUGACUUCCCUCCUACCAUCACUGUCACUACUGUUACCACUUCCACAGCUACCCAGCUCCAAAAUGACAACCUUAGCAUUGGUGUCACCUUAGAGCCACCCCCAACUGCACCCAAGAGGAAACUGUCUUCCAUCGGAAUUCAGGUAGAUUGCUUUCCACCACUCUCAAGAGACGAACCCCUACCCUUGGCUACACCCCUAAAAUUUCAGUCCAUCGGAGUUCAAGUUGAAAACGGCAGGCCUCUCAGCCGGGACAGCAGCAUGGCCUCCAGACAAAAUACAGAGACUGAGCCUCAGGAGCCCAAGGAUGCCACGCCUACAGAAAACAACACAGCCAACUGCACCAACAGUCAAACAGCUCUUACCACCGCGCCCAAAAGGCAGGACAAAGCCAUGGAACAGCAGCCACUUAAACACACCUUGGUCCCAUCCAGGACAUCCAAUUCACCCCCUGAGUCUCUGGACCCGGCUUUAGACCCCUCCUCGCUACCACCACCAGACCCCAGCCUGGCGACUGGAAACUGCAGCAUUCACGGAGAUGGUGCUCAACCCAGCACGCCAGCUUGCCUCCGAGAUGGUAACUGGUUUCUGAAGCUGCUGCAGGCGGAGACAGGCCGCAUGGAGGGCUGGUGUCAGCAGAUGGAGCAGGAGACCGGAGACGACAAGCUCUCGGAGGAAGUGCUGGGGACGAUCCGCAGUGCAGUAGGCAGCGCUCAACUCCUCAUGUCCCAGAAGUUCGAGCAAUUCAGAGGGCUCUGUAAUGAGAACUUGAACGUGAACGCCAACCCACGGCCAACAGCACAGGACCUCGCAGGCUUCUGGGAUCUGCUACAACUCUCAAUAGAAGACAUCAGCAUGAAGUUUGAUGAGCUCUACCAGCUGAAAGCCAACAACUGGCAACUUCCUGAGAAACCAGAGAAGAAGGAUGAAAACAAGCAUCCUCCAUCAUCUGUGGCAAAGAAGCAUUCUAAGCCCAAGGUGUCAGCGGGGAAGGACAGGAGUGUGGACUCGGCUGUGGACAAGCAGCGGCAAGAAGCCAGAAAACGGUUGAUGGCAGCAAAGCGUGCGGCAUCAGUACGACAGAACUCCGCCACAGAAAGCACUGACAGCAUCGAAAUCUAUGUCCCUGAGGCCCAAACCCGCCUCUGAGAGCAAACCAGCACAGACCAUCAAAAUCAUGACUCACUUCAAACUUUUCACUGAUACACACAGACACAUUUGAGACGAACACACAGACGUAGAACGGAUGCACAGAGGCCGGCCCCUCAUAGCAGCACAGCUGAAGACAGGAGAAACUUGGGGAUCAUUACAGGGCACCGAAACAAUCUAGAGCAAUGCAGAUCAUCACCCUGCUGCCAUGGGACAGAAAGAACCAUGACAGAUGUUUAAUAAUAUCGUUAUUGUUGUUCCUAUUGACAUUAUGAAAUUAUUAUCUCCUUAAGUAUAUUAAGACUGUCUUAAAUGUGCAAGUAUCUUGGAUAAGGACAUCCUGUACCUUGUGAGCUGAAGAGUCUCGGUAUCCCAGAAGUUUACUCUAUUAAAACUCCCCUCACUGCUGAGUCUACGAGCUAGUCGUUGUUACCGGGUUACAAGCUGAGCUACCAUCCACACACACUCAGGACACACAUGCAGGUGUACUCACUGUCCACAGAGUCUUCCUGUUCUCUAUUUGCUGCCACUCGCUGUGUGUGGUGUGUACGCUUUAAUGUGUAUAAGACGGCGCUAAUGUACUCAGAGGUUUAAAAUGCAGAGAACCAGAGGAAGGCAGUAGCAUAUAUAUAUAUUAUAAAUAUCACACUAUUACAAUGUUCAUUUUGUAAAUGUUGUAUACCAGAUUAUUUGUUAGAAAGAGAUCAGUGUUCAGUACCAAGGUAGUUUUUUUAUAGAUCAAGUACAUGUACUGUCAUGAUAUAUUAGCAAUUGAUGCAAUCAUUCACUCCACCGCUUUCUGUUUCUCACCUUAACACAAACACACACACUCCACUUUGUGUGUUUGUGAAUAAUCACUGUUAAAGUCUUACAUUUGUUUUUGUGAAGGGAUUUGAGAAAUGAUUGGUCACCAGUGAGCUAUAGAGGAAUGUAUGAAUUGUCUGCAUUUACACUCAUGUUGACUUGAUCUCUGCACUUUCCAUUCACUUCAGAUCAAGUUUGUCCACCUUUGCCUGCUUGAUCAUUCAGACUUUCACUGCAUCCUUGUGUGAUGUAGGGGACCAAGACAUUCACCCCUCGAUUAUGGCAUUCCCAUUCAACCAGACUACGUGCGGUAGGGUGGGGGUUUACUUGCUUCUGGAAAGAAAAUGGAAUAACAUAGCAAUAAUAAUCAUAUUAGCGCAAGCAAGCAAUGCAGUAGAUACCCAGUCUUACAUUAUUUAAUUCAGCCUUUCCAGCAAGACUUUCUUAGCAUGAAGGAUGAAUGUUUAUUUUUGCUAUGAACUGACUGUCAAUGAAAUGACUAAAAUCUCAGGUUGAACACUCAAACGCAACAGUAAAAACCACUAUGGAUGGAUUAUUUAUUAUGUAACCUCAAAUGAAUUGGCCAAGUGCUCAGAGCAUUGCCAAAUAUUUUAAUGCCAGACCUUCUCUGUGUUCUUCAGGAGGUCAUGUAUCUUAGGUUUUUGAUUCACUGAAAUCAGCCGUCUCCCUCACUCCCCUUUCUAGCAGCUUGACACUCCCACCCAUUUAUUCAGAAUUUUUAAAAUUGUGGUACAUUUUUAUGUUUAAAUUUUAAUGUCAUUUGACACAUUUUGUGACUUAUUCCAAAUGAGGUCAACCUAAAUAUGUCUUGACCUCUUUAAUUAUAAUAAUAAAUGGUGCUGCGAGGGAUUUCAUAUACGCCAAGACAGUAAUGAUCAUCAGCAUUUCAGAGUCAUUAGAAAAGGCUUUUUAUUUAAAGUAGUUGUUUUAUUUAAUCUGCUCAUGAAUUUAGCUGUCUAUGUGUGUGCGUGUGUGCAUUCUCAGCACAGUCUGUGUCCAGCUCACUCCAGAUACACUAUGCCUGGUUUCUGUGUAAACUCAAGACACUUUGAUUAUGGGACUGGAAUAGUUUCUAUGUUUCAUCUUCAAAUAGAAAGAUGUGCCAAGGGUACAUGAGUGGAACAGGGCAUACAGGGCUCAAGUGGAAGUGCACUCACUAGUUUUGUAGUUUUUAGUAUGAGCUGGCUCUCCCCCUAGUGGUCGGUCCUUGUGUGACACUCCAGACAUAUUGUUCUGCUCCAUUUUGAAUCCUUAGUUAACAGCAAACAAGAAAUGAAGUUGAACUGGGAAUGCUGACACAGCAACAAGUUGUUGAUUUACUUAUUAUCUUAUUUGUAUUACAUCAACAAUGGACAUGUGCAUUUCAUUGUCCAAAGAAAUCAUUAAACACCCCUUUGCUACA
Molecule: messenger RNA, 5904 nt
Organism: Monopterus albus (swamp eel)
Lineage: Eukaryota; Metazoa; Chordata; Actinopteri; Synbranchiformes; Synbranchidae
Gene: dlgap4a
Product: discs, large (Drosophila) homolog-associated protein 4a
Exons: 11
Coding region: 447-3677 (1076 amino acids)
Biological process (GO): signaling
Cellular component (GO): postsynaptic specialization; glutamatergic synapse
Molecular function (GO): molecular adaptor activity
Source: RefSeq, a predicted model, not a curated record